This is a messenger RNA of Engraulis encrasicolus (European anchovy), 4243 nucleotides long. RefSeq names its product mutL homolog 3 (E. coli) (gene mlh3). The transcript is spliced from 12 exons. Lineage: Eukaryota; Metazoa; Chordata; Actinopteri; Clupeiformes; Engraulidae. The record is from RefSeq and is a predicted model, not a curated record. Gene Ontology annotation, molecular function: ATP hydrolysis activity; mismatched DNA binding; ATP-dependent DNA damage sensor activity. Bases 410 to 4078 code for a protein of 1222 amino acids. Gene Ontology annotation, cellular component: mismatch repair complex. Gene Ontology annotation, biological process: mismatch repair.
UGUUGUUGUCGCUAGGAGAUGUGUACCUAGGCUGCGAAAUUAUGGAUUAUCAGACUAACGUCUUUUUACCUGGAAUUUUAAUUCGCUUUUGUAAAAACACAGCGACGUCCACACAUACGGCUUUAGAAGACAUUUUAUUUCCCUCUGCUCAAAGACAGUGGACUUCAAUCAAAACCAAUUGUAAGCCUUGACAGUACCAACUACAAGCUCAAGCUCACAAUGCUGUAAGCGAAUACAUUACAUGAUCUAAUUGUACCCUAGGUCAGGGUAAACUUAACGAAUUUUUGAAUUGGCAAAGAUUUAUACACUAAACUGUGUAGUUUCAACUGCCAACAGCUUCAGACUUUGUCCUACAAAAACGCUUUGUAGACUGUAGUGCACAUGUCAGUUUAGCAUUUAUCCCGUGAGAAUGAUACUCUUUCUGUCAGACGAAGUAAAAGUGCACCUUCGUUCAGGCAUUGCCAUUUGUUCUCUUCAGCAAUGCGUUGAGGAGCUUGUUCUCAACAGCAUUGACGCCGAGGCCACUUGUAUAGCAGUGAAGGUGGACGUAGAGGCUUGCAAGUUGCUAGUUCUGGACAACGGUGUAGGAAUAGACAGGCAAGACUUUGACAGAAUAGGAAACCGAUACAGCACUAGUAAAUGCAGCUCGCUAAAGGAUUUGGAGAACCUCACAUAUUAUGGGUUCAGGGGAGAGGCUGUGGCCAGCAUCGCCUCUCUCUCUGAUGCAGUAGAAAUCACAUCCAGGACCAAAUGUUCCAGAAAGACCUACAGGAAGGUCUUUGACAAUGGGCAAAGCAAAGGUGUGUUUGAAGCAGAGACAGAGAGGCCAUCAGUGGGCACAACAGUCACCGUUAGUAAUCUGUUCCGCAACAUGCCUGUGAGAAAGAAACGCCUAGACCCCGUCCUGGAGAUGGAGAGAAUCCGACAAAGGGUGGAAGCGAUUUCCCUCAUGCACCCAUCUGUGUCCUUCACUGUCAUGAACGAAUGCACAGGAACCAUGCAGGUGCAGCUGUCCAAAGUGAAAAGCACAUAUUACCGCUUCGCUCAGAUUCACGGCCUAGAGAAGGCCAAAAAGCUCAAAGAAGUCACACAUUCUUGUGGACGGUUUGAAAUCACGGGGCACAUUGGCUGCGAGGGUCAUUACAACAACAGCCUACAGUAUCUGUUCCUGAACAGAAGGCUUCUCCUAAGAACUCGACUGCACAAGCAACUGAAAUACAUUCUCUCAAAGUCGGCCAUUUCAAAUAAGCUCCACUGCAGCCCCAGCGUCUCACAGGCCGCCACCAGCUUCAGCCCUAAAGACAGUGUUGGCGGUGGACAGCUUUAUGGGAUGUAUGUCAUCAACAUAAGCUGCGGCUAUUCGGAGUACGACAUCUGCUUGGAGCCAGCCAAAACACUGGUGGAGUUCAAGGACUGGGACAGCCUGUCGAUGUGCCUGGACGAGGGCGUCAGGACGUUUCUGGCCAGGGAGGGUCUGCUGAGGGCUUCACUAGAAGGCAGCCAGAGUCCUCCUUUCCCCCGUCAACAACACGCAGCUUUCUCAGACGUGUGUGAAAACAGCAAGUCCCCUCUCGAUUUUGUCGGAGAGAAGGCCAUGGCUUCGAAACCUGUUCACAGAAAGGUUCCUGCGAACGUAACGGAGGCAUGUGGAGACUCCAAGAUGUGUGGCGCGGAUGUCACGGAGAGUGAACAGGAUGCUGCGGCUGUUGAGCACGAGGCUGAUGUGGAGAUGGUGUCCUCUGACACGGUAACGACCCUGCAUUCAGAUGAGCAAAGCGUCGUCACGCCUGUCUGUGAAAAAGCCUCACCAAUCAAGCCAAGUACAUUAAUGAAGAUUUCAUUAUUUCGCAGGGAAAAGCCAGAACCAAGCAUCUGUUUUCCCUCUCUUCAGCAGAAUACUGCAGGAGAAACACAAACACCCUCUGAGCGCAAAUCUAACAAGAUAAAAAAGAUAUCCGUAGCCACCAAGCUCUCCUCUCUGAAGCAAGCGAAGAUGAAGCAGUGUGAUUCUACCAAGCACUUGCUUCAUGAGAAAAAAUCGAAUGACAGGAAAAAAAUAAGACUGUCACUUUCUUCAACAACAGCUAUGAGCUACGGAGAGCAAGGUAUCGAUACCUUACGUCAGUCUUGCAAUUCUUCAAAUCGUAAUAAAGAAUCCUCUUCUGCUAUGAGCUACGGAGAACAAGGAAUCGAUGCCUUACGUCACUCUUGCAAUUCCUCAAAUCGCAAUAAAGAUUCCUCUUCUUCUCUGAGACAAGCCAGUCAUAAAUUUACAGAACCAUCGGAUGUGCAUUCAUUGUUCGGACACCUUUGUUCUAGUUCUUCAGUUACCCAUAAUCCCUCAGCAAAAGCACAAACUACUGCCUCCAAGGGCAUGACCUAUGACUUUUCCAUUAAACAAAGGGUCACUACUUCUGGUGACCUAGACAUCAACCAUAACCUGUGUAUGAAAGGGCUACACACUACCUCCAAAGACCUAAAUAUUGCCCAUACAAACUCAGAGAGAGGACAACCCACCACCUCAAAGAACUUAAAUUUGAGCCAUGACCUCUCCAUCAAAGAACAACCUGCUUCCUCGAAUGCCCACUCCAUCGAAGAGCGUCCCAGAACUUCAGAGGACCUUUACAACGAAGAACCAUGCACUACCUCAGAGGACAUCAAUACUUCUCAUAGCCUCUCCAUCAAAGAACAACACACUGCCAUUAAGGACCCAGAUGUUACGCAUGACGUCUGCGAUGACACAAGUAUUCACACUCCUUGGACAAGUUCCUCCGAGGACAUUUUUAAGGAACCCGAGGAGAUUUGUCAUCCACCUGCUAUCAGCUCCAAAAGACUUGAUAGAACUGAAACACAGAGAGACACCAAUCAAGUGCAGGAGAAGGAAGACGACUUCGAGACCCUCAUGGGGGAUAGCUGGCGGUCUCACUAUGAUCACGUGGCUGGAAAAGUAGUCUACAUCAACAAGAAGACAGGACUGAGCAGAUACGAUGCUCCUACAGAGGACCUCUGUGUGGAAGGAGUAAGGGCUCAUCCUGUGCAGGCCAAAGCAGUGUUGCCUUUCCUCUACCAGCCCCGGACCUCCAGGGCCCUGGGCACAGGAACAGCCGAGAAAGCUGAUGGUGAGAGCACCCGUAAUCUUGCUGAACCGUUCGCCGCCUGGAAAAACCCAGUUUUCAUUCACCCUGACGAUGUUUCAAUGAAUGUGACCAGUGGAGACGUAGGUCGAGUGAACAGUCUGAUGCUGCCCUACCGCUUCACCAAGGACAUGAUCCACUCCAUGAAGGUCAUUGACCAAGUAGAUAAGAAGUUUCUGGCUUGCCUCAUUAACCCAGGAGACCAAGGAAUGUGUUUUUACAGUAAAACAGAACGUUGUCAAGCAAAUCUCCUGGUGUUGGUAGAUCAGCAUGCUGCCCAUGAGAGAGUUCGUCUGGAGGGCCUUGUAGCAGAGUCGUAUGAGGAGGACCCAGAGCAGCCGGAGCAGAGGAAGCUGGUGUCCUCAGCCGUGUCACCGCCCCUGGAGGUGGCCAUCACACAGGAAGACCUCAUACUCCUCAGGUCCCGCCAGCCGUUUCUGUGUCUCCUGGGGCUCGAGGUGGAGUUUCCCUCGGGUGACAGCAGGCCUCGCGUGCUGCUACACAGAGUGCCCACCUGCUUCCUGGAGAAGGAGAGCACCAGACUCAAACGAGGACGGCCCUCUGGGAUCCACGCCCUCAUAGAGGAAUAUCUCAGAGAACAGAUUCAGAUGCUACGCUCCACCAGUCGACUGCAGGCGACUCUGCCACUAACAGUGCACAACGUGUUAGCCUCUCAGGCUUGCCAUGGGGCCAUUAAGUUCAACCACAGCCUGAGCAGGGAUGAGUGCCACAGCCUGGUGCGGUCCCUGGCCGACUGCCAGCUGCCCUUCCAGUGUGCCCACGGCCGGCCCUCCAUCGCCCCCAUCGUCGACCUCCAGCACCUGGAGAAGGACCAGCAGGAUACUUCAAAACCCAAUCUACGAAGAUUAACAAGAAUGUACAGUUCUUGGCUGGACAGGAAAAGCAUAAAUGAAGAAAAGUACAAGUAUAAGGAAAAGUCAUGAUCAAAUUACAAUUGCACACAUAGGUUGAAAUGAAAGCUAAAUUAUAUUUAUUAUAUAUUUAUAUGAAUUUUAUAUAUUUCUGUUGUUUUGUCAUUUUUUUUGUAAAUAGAACAGUUAAAAUAAAUUGUGACAUUUAUUUAAAGAUAAAAAUACAUAUUUCUGUAA